Molecule: messenger RNA, 5465 nt
Organism: Cinara cedri
Lineage: Eukaryota; Metazoa; Arthropoda; Insecta; Hemiptera; Aphididae
Source: the annotation of a GenBank genome assembly
CGCUAUGUCGAUGCCCCACUGCGAACACUUGUACUAAUGCCUACCCGAGUAUCCGACGAUCUGCGAUCGUAUUAUUUAUGUUAUACGGGAUACACUCUAUCUAAGCGGACGCUAAACGCUCCGUUUUGCCCGACGAUUGUUUCUUCUGUUUAUCCAUUUGCUCGUUAAGAAUAUUAUUACCAAUUAUCUAAAAAUAAUUUUAAAAAAUUUGUCAUAAUGGAUCAUUGUAAUUAUUUUCUGCAUAGUCCAUUACCGGGCUGAUUCGCUCCGCUGUUUUAUUGUUACUUACACUAUGUAGUUCACCUGCUGCAGUGUACAUCAAGUAGAUCUCAAGAUCUGAGCAACCGUGUGUAUGUCACACCUGCCGACAUUUUUGUAUAAAAUCGUAUACAACCAUGGAAUGGUCGUGGCCCGACCGUGUGGGUUACUUAAUUGUCUUUCAAUUACUACUAUUCAUCUGUAGUAUUCCUCAACCAUCGUCAUGUCUAUUGAAGUCUAAGAGCAAAUUGCAGUACUGUGAACGGCCUCACUCUCGAUGCCUGGACAUGAAUCAUUCGAUAUGUUUGGGGGUAAAAUUACCUUAUACAUCCACUUCCACAGAUCUGGUUAUGGACUCGGACACUCCAGAAGACGCACAAGUAAGUGCUGGUGGUUAUCAAUGACAAACUUUACAAAAGUAAUGGUUUGGUUUUUAUUUAUAGGAGAGAUUGCAUUACUGGCAAGGACUCAAAAAAGUUCCAAAAUGUUGGGCAGCUAUCCAACCGCUUUUGUGUGCACUGUAUAUGCCGAAUUGUGAAAAUAACAGUUUACAUUUACCUCCACAGGUAAACCAAAUUGUGAUUAGUUUUAAUAUUUUCCGUUGAAUCGUAAUAUAUUCUUUCCCAUGUAUUUGUUAUUUAAUAAUUAUGAAUACCUACCAUUAUUAAGUAACAUUUUUUAAACUAUUAUUUACAUGUUCGUUUCUUAUUUUUUAUUAAUAUUUCAUUUUAGGAAAUGUGUAAACUCAUUGAAAAUCAUUGUCAAGUUCUGAAAAUCGAAAAUUCUUGGCCUGCAGAAUUUAAUUGUGAAAAUGAGACUCUUUAUCCACAAAAAAUAUGCAAAGUAAACUAUUUUAUUUAUUAUAACUAGGUACCUAUAUUAAAUAAUUGUAUUCAUUUACUGAAAAUUGAUGUUUAUAUUAGAAAUUAUUUAUUAUUAUUAUUGUUUAUUUGACUUUAUAGAAUGACUUACGUGAAUUAAAAUUCAAUUCUACUGCUGGUCAUUGUGAGUCUCCACUUGUACAAACUUAUAGACCUGAAAAUUACCACUAUCCUAAUUUUGAAGGAUGUGAUCUUCAAUGUUAUGACCCUUUAUUUUCCAUUGAUGAACAUAGACAAAUACAUAAUUUAAUCGCGUGGACUGCUACAAUCGCUGGACUUUGCAAUAUAUUUGCUAUUGUAACUUAAUAAUUCGAUGAAAUUGUAAUUUAUUGUUGAUUUUGAAUGUAAGUUUUUUUUUCAGCUCACAUUUAUGAUCGAAUGGCAAUCAUUAAAUCGAUACCCCAAUAUUGUAAUACUUUACAUAAACAUUUGCUUUUUAUUCAUAUGUUUUGGAUGGCUGUCACAAUUUUGGUCUGGUGCAAGAGAUGAUAUUGUUUGUAGAAAAAACGGGGCUAGAAAAACUUCAGAACCUAGGUAAAUUACUUGUAUUGUAAUAUUUAGGCCAUAUAAUAAAAUUUAUUAAAAAUAUACCUUUUUUAUUAUUAUUAGUGAUGAAGAUCUUUCGUGUGUUAUUAACUUUGUUUUUUCAUAUUACUUCUUAAUUGCUGCUUUCAUUUGGUUUGUUAUUUUUACAUAUUCUCUGCACACAACAUUUCAAUCAUUUGGUAAAUAUUAAUAUUAAUAUUUCUUUAUUAUUUUUUCUUUAAAAUAUUAUGUUGUUUUUCAGGAAAAAUCCAAGAAAAAGUGGAUAAAAAGGGAGGUUAUUUUCAUUUAUUAGCAUGGUCUAUACCAUUAGUAUUUUGCGUUGUUGUAAUGGUACUAGGAGAGAUUGAUGGUGAUAGUGUAACUGGAACGUGUUUUGUUGGCAUCAAUAAUAAAAUAUAUAGAAUUAUAUUUGUGCUUAUACCAAUUUUCAUAUCUGUUGUAAUUGGUUUAUUUUAUUUGAUUCGAGUAUUGUUCGGACUUUUGGCUUUAAAAAAAGAAAGUACUCAAGUAAUUUCAACACAAGCAAAGUCUAAGAUUCAUUCAGCAGCUAUCAAAGUGGUUAUAUUCAUGAUAUUAAUUAUUGUGUUUGUUUCAUCAAUGUUUAUGUGUUACAUACAUGAAUAUAACAAUGAUCAUGUAUGGAAAGAUAGUCUCAGAAAGUAUAUUGUGUAAGUAUUAUUAUGAGUAUUUAAAUUAUAUAAUAAUAAUUAUGUUUGAAAUCGAAUACAUGAAUAAGCAAACAGCAAUUCAUUCAAUACCAAUAAAUUGAAGCUUUCAUACACUAUUGGUAUGGUUGUUGUUUGUUUAGUAUUAGUGUGAGAAAUGCCGAAUAGCAUUUAUUUCAGAGAUGUAUUGUUUAUAAUAUAUGUAGAAUUGUGUUGUGUAUCUUCUAUGCUUACUCUAUAUAUAGUAACAUAUAGUGUUCAGUUCAAAUACUUCAAAAUGUGCAGUCUAUAUAUGUUCACACAAGUAUUGGAAAUUUUUUUAAUAUUUCAAUAUGAACAAGAACUGGUUUGAAGGUUGAAUUUUGACCAUUGGGCGAAUAGUAGUAUAGCUAAAAGUACUGCAUGUUCUUUGUAUUAUUUUCAAAAGAAAUAAAUUAAUGUCUUAAUCAAAUUCAUUAAAACAAAAUAAAAUUAAUAGCAAAUAUAUUUCAGAUAACUGUAUUAUUUGUAUUUUUUGUUACUAAUAACAAUAUCACUUUUAUAUGAUGAAUGAAUUAAUUAGCAUUUUUUUUUUUCUGUUAAUAUUACAAAUGGCAUUUCAUAAUAUUAAUAACAAUUAUAUUUUUUAUACAAAUGUAAUCAAAUGCUUAUCCACCAUUCAACAUUUCAUAUAUUUUUUUCAGAUGCAAACUUGGUAUUAUACCAGAUACUGAUGUAGGAAAUUGUCGUAUUGAAUUUCGACCAAGUGUAUCUAAAAAACAACUAUAUAUAUUAGUAUUGUUUGGAAAUGGAAUUUUAAUGUCAUUUUGGGUAUGGACAAAUCAAAUUGGCAAUGCGUGGUGCGAGUGUUUAAUUCAUUGGUGUGUACUUUUAUUUUUAUUAAUUAUUCAAUGUUAAUUAAUUUAAUUUUUAGGUUAAAGAAAUGGCGGGGUCAUGACCAAAGAAAUCAAGACUCAACUAAGUAUAAUAAACAUAAAUUGAUUGCUAGUGCUUUUGCAAAGAGACAUCAACUUAAUAGUGACGAUUUUACUGUUACAUUUUCAAAAGAAGAUCCAUUUGGUAAAUUAUAAUUCAUAAAUGGUUUAAAAAUAUUCACUUUUAAUUCAGUAGUAAAAUACUAUUUAAUAUUAUUAAAUUACAUAUAUAUAUAUCUACUAAGUAGUAUUUGUUAUUGAAAAAAAAAAAAAAAAACAAUAAUAAUUAACAGGAAUUUUUAAAUAAAUCUUAAUUUUUCUGUAUUAUUAAUAAUUUACACAGAUUCUCUUUGUUUAUAAAUUAAAUCAGAUAAGAUAUUAAUCAAAUUUGGUAUGUAUGAUGUUAAAACUAAUUUUUUUUGAAUAUAAAUAUCUAUAACAUAAACAUUAAACUAGUAGGUAUAAAUCAAAUAUUUAUACAUAUAUAUAUUAAAGUUAAAAAUAAAAACCUAACCUUUUAGUAAGAGAGUAUUCAAAUACAUUAUAAGGAAAAUUAAUGCAGUUAUACGUAAUACAAUUUUUUUAAAUAUGUUAAUUUAAAAAUGUAUAUUAUAUAACCAUUUAUGAAGGGGAAAAUUAUUUUAAAUGUCACUAAAAUAUUUUUUUUAUUCUAUGAAACAAUAAAUAUAAUUAAUAUUAUGUCAUUAUUUAUAUAAAGCAAUUAAUUCUUUAAGCUAUAUUAAUUUGAUUUUUUUUUUUAGGUUUAGUUUUUGGAUUAAACAGUAAUUUAACGGAUAAUAUAAGUUCUACUUGGGCAGCCGCAUUACCAAAAUUUAUACGAAGACGGGGAGCUUUAACCGGUGAAGAACAGCUAUCGGUGUCAUCAUCAUAUAUGCAUUCCGAUUCUGAAAUUAGUUACAGUAUGUGUAGAGUUUCUGUAGAAUCUCGUAGUCAUUCAUUGGAUUCUACUAUAUCAGUUAAAGCAUUUGAAAUGACUCGUAAAGUACGACGAUUUUCAAAACAUGUAAAAAAAAAACAUAAAAGAAGUAAUAAAUUGGUAUGCAAACUUCCAUCGUCUCAAAAAGGUAGUGUUACUUCUCAAGAUGUAAAUCGACAAGUAAGAUUUGAAUAUUACUUUUUAAUUACUAAAAUUUAAUCAUCAGUUAUUUUUUUCAGUUAAUGUUAACAUUUCCUGAAUUUCAAAAUGUGCCAUCAUUGCCAGAUGUGACGUCACAAACAGCUCCUAUUCCUAAUUUCGAAAGAAGAGCUGCGUCAGCUGGUAUUAAUGGAGGUCUUGAAGAACAAAUGAAUACAUUAAAAAAUCUUUCCAUAUCAUCCUUAAAUUUAGUCAGUAGUAAACUGUUACAGAUGAAUUUUAAAGGGUUCAGUGGUAGUGAUCUAUCUGAACAAUUCAUGCUACAGGAUUUUAAAAAAUAUGACACAAAUGGCAUGUAUAAAUCUGUUGCCAUCAUAGACUCAGACACAGACAAAGAAGAAAAAUCAUCUAAUAAAUCAGAUUCAGAAUGACGAGUUCCUAAAAUAAGGGUGUUUUAUGUUGUAAUGAUAUGCUUAAUGCUUAAGAAUGUUGUAUGUUCCAUGAUACAAUUUGGUUUAAAAAUGUGUAAAUCAAAAAAUUUAAAUAUAAUAAUUAUAUAAAAUCAUUAACUAUAUAUAUUCUUAUUGUAAACUUUAUUACCUGUUAUCUUUAUUUUAUGUAUAGUAUCUUUUAUUCUAAAAUGUACUUUCUAAUGUAUCUUAAUGUUUAAAAUAAGGAUCUUACCUAUAAAAAACAAAAAAAAUAAUAAAACUUUCAUCAUAGCAAGUAAUGGUAGGAUAUUUGUCAUGGAUUUAAGGACUUAAGGAUUGAUUUCCCGAAAAAGUGAAAAAUAUACAAAGAAUCAUCAUUAUUCUCAUGGUGGAUGGAGUAUAUCCAGUGUUUGAAUUCAUGGGGCGGGAGCGAACAUAAUCAAUUCUUUUAAAUCGAUUAACAUAUGAAUAGAUUCAAGAGAGAAAACCUAAAGGGACAUGGAACAAAUAGAAAAAAGAAAUAAAGUAAAUAGUUUAUACCCUUACCAUACUAUUUGUUCAAACACUGUAUUCACUAUUAUUAUGAUUUAUAUUUGUAUGUUUUUUUUUUUUUUUUUGUAAGAAAUGUAAAUAUUAAAAUGGAACUGAAUAAUGUAUUUUUACUGUAUGCAUAC